This is a messenger RNA of Panicum hallii, 1076 nucleotides long. Its product is annotated as peroxiredoxin-2E-1, chloroplastic-like. NCBI's taxonomy places the organism in Eukaryota, Viridiplantae, Streptophyta, Magnoliopsida, Poales, Poaceae. Bases 73 to 783 code for a protein of 236 amino acids. The transcript has a single exon. Gene Ontology annotation, cellular component: cytoplasm. Gene Ontology annotation, biological process: cellular response to oxidative stress; hydrogen peroxide catabolic process; cell redox homeostasis. The record is from RefSeq and is a predicted model, not a curated record. Gene Ontology annotation, molecular function: thioredoxin peroxidase activity.
ACUCCCCACCAAGUCAAAACAGAAACCUCCAGGCAAGUCCUCGACCGCAUCGCCGCCCGCCCGCCCGCCCCCAUGGCCACCUCCGCCGCCCUCGCCACGCUCUCCGCCACGGCCGCCGCCGCCGGCAAGCGCCUCCUCCUCCCGCGCCCCUCGUCCGCCUCCUCCUCCCUCUCCUUCGCCUCCCGCCGCCUGGGCGCCGCGGGCCCCCUCCGGGCCCGCGGGCUCCCGGGGUCGCCAGUCCGGGCCGCGGCGUCGUCCGCGUCGGCGCCCCCCGCCGCGGCGGCGGCCAAGACCAUCGCGGUCGGGGACCGGCUCCCCGAUGCGACGCUCUCCUACUUCGACUCCCCUGACGGCGAGCUGAAGACGGUGACGGUGCGCGACCUGACGGCGGGGAAGAAGGUGGUGCUCUUCGCGGUGCCUGGCGCGUUCACGCCCACCUGCACCCAGAAGCAUCUCCCGGGGUUCGUCGCCAAGGCCGGGGAGCUCCGCGCCAAGGGGGUGGACACCGUGGCCUGCGUCUCCGUCAACGAUGCCUUCGUGAUGCGCGCCUGGAAGGAGAGCCUCGGGGUCGGGGACGAGGUGCUGCUCCUGUCCGACGGGAACGGGGAGCUGGCCCGCGCCAUGGGCGUCGAGCUCGACCUCUCCGACAAGCCCGUGGGGCUCGGCGUGCGGUCCCGGCGGUACGCGCUGCUGGCCGAGGACGGCGUCGUCAAGGUGCUCAACCUCGAGGAGGGCGGUGCGUUCACCAACAGCAGCGCCGAGGACAUGCUCAAGGCGCUCUGAAUUGGGACCCCUCCUCGCUCGCCAUGGUUUGUGUCCCUUACCUGAAAAAAAAAUAGCUUUCGUUUCUGAAUAAUCGUUGCGGCAACGGUGGCUUGUGUUGGUUGCUACCGCCACUGAGAGUUUGGCGACUGGUGAAUUCUGCACACUUCACCUCAGUGAAAGAGUUGUCAUCUUGAUGCGAAGUUUCUGGUGAACAUGGCAGUAUAGGCAUGAUAGCUCCUUUGUGAUUGUGAACUGCUCUGUUUUGCAUCUUAUGAUGAUAUAUCACUAUAUCAGUUCUGUUUGGGGAAUUA